AAACCUGAGCUUCCUGAGACAGCAACCCAUGCCUGACCAUUGGAAUUAGAAAGAAAAGGCAAAAUUUCUUUAACUGAAAGGACCCUGGAUCCAGGACAUAAUGAAGCCGAACAGGCAAGUGAUAUGUCUUAUUAUCUUAUUGUGGGUUUGUGAGGCGGGCUCAGCAACAGGGAGGUUUUCUGUGGCAGAGGAAAUGGAGGUCGGUUCCUUUGUGGCUAAUGUGGCCAAGACUUUGGGGCUGGAGAUAGGGGAGCUGUCUGCCCGUGGGGCCCGAGUCCUCUCCGAGGACAAUCGGCAAUAUUUACAGCUUAACCUAGAGACUGGGGAUCUGCUCCUGAGAGAGAAACUGGACCGAGAGGAGCUGUGUGGUCCCAGAGAGCCCUGUCUGCUGCCUUUCCAGAUCUUGCUGGAAAAACCUUUUCAGAUAGUUCGCGCUGAGCUCUGGGUCCAAGAUAUAAAUGAUCAUUCCCCUGUUUUCCUGAACACUGAAAUCCUUCUCAACGUCCCUGAAAAUAGCCAACCUGGGUCUCUGUUUUCUCUGAAAACUGCACAAGAUUUGGACAUAGGAAGCAAUAGUGUUCAGAACUACACAAUCAGCCUUAAUUCCUAUUUCCACGUUGAAACCCGUGCUCGCGGUGACGACAGGAUGUUCGCGGAGCUGGUGUUGGACAAAGCCUUGGAUAGGGAGGUGCAGUCCGAGGUCACUUUAACUCUCACUGCCCUGGAUGGAGGAUCCCCUCCUAGGUCUGGAACAGCCCCAAUCCGAGUCCUGGUUGUGGACAUCAACGACAAUGCCCCGAUUUUUUCCCAGGCCCAGUAUGGAGUUCAGAUCCCAGAGAAUAGCCCUAUCGGCUCCCUGAUUGUCACGGUCUCUGCUAGAGAUUUAGACAUAGGAAAUAAUGGGCAAGUAUCAUAUUCCUUUUUUCAAGGCUCUGAAGAAAUUGUAAAUACUUUUGAAGUAAAUCCCACCUCAGGAGAAAUUAGAAUGAAAAGAAAACUAGACUUUGAAGCAAUUAAAUCUUACGAAGUGGAUAUUGAAGCCACAGAUGGCGGGGGCCUUUCAGGAAAAUGCACUGUUGUGAUCCAAGUGACAGAUGUGAAUGACAAUGCCCCAGAACUCAUCAUAUCAUCAUUUACCAGUCCUAUUCCUGAGAAUUCACCUGAGACUGUGGUAGCUGUUUUUAAGAUUCGAGAUCAAGAUUCUGGAGAAAAUGGACAAAUGGUUUGUUCUAUUGAAGAAAAUGUCCCCUUCAUCUUGAAACCAUCUAUUGACAACUUUUACACCCUGUUAACAGAGAGCUCCCUGGAUAGAGAAAGCAAGGUCGAGUACAACAUCACCAUUACAGUCACAGAUCUGGGGACUCCGAGGCUCAAAACUGAACGCAGUGUCACUGUACUAAUCUCUGAUGUCAAUGACAAUCCUCCAGAGUUUACUCAGACAGCCUACACAUUCUACCUCCAGGAGAACAAUAGCCCUGCCCUCCACAUUGGCAGUGUGAGGGCCAAUGACGAGGACUCAGGGACCAAUGCCAAGGUUACCUAUUCACUGCAACUUCCUGAGCCUGGAGACCUGCCCCUCUUCUCCUACAUCUCCAUCAACUCUGACAAUGGCCAUCUCUAUGUUCUCAGAUCUCUGGAUUAUGAAGUGAUCCAAGCUUUCCAGUUCACUGUGAGGGGGACUGAUGGGGGCUCUCCAGCCCUGAGCAGCCAAGCUCUGGUUCAGGUUGUGGUCCUGGAUGAAAAUGACAAUUCUCCCUUUGUGCUGUACCCCCUGCAGAAUGGCACAGCUCCCUGCAAUGACCUGGUGCCCAGAGCUGCAGAGCCAGGUUACCUGGUGACCAAGGUGGUGGCUGUAGAUAGGGACUCAGGACAGAAUUCUUGGCUUUCCUACCAGAUGCUCAAGGCCACAGACCCAGGACUGUUUACUUUGUGGGCCCACAAUGGGGAAGUGCACACAGCAAGGCCCAUUAGUGAUAGAGAUGCUAUCAAACAGAGGCUUCUGGUGCUAGUGAAGGACAAUGGGGAGCCACCUUUGUCCACUGUGGUCACGUUGAAUGUAAUCUUGGUAGAUGGCUUCUCUGAGCCCUACCUUCAACUCCCAGAUGCACCCAAGGAGCAGGUCCAGAUUGACUCCCUCACCAUCUACUUGAUCAUUUCUUUAGCAGUUAUUUCCUUUCUUUUUCUGUUCUCUAUUAUUAUGUUUAUUGCUAUUUGCCUGUGGAAGAGAAAAAGGGAUGCCACAGACUGUAGGCAAUUUGACCCAAAUGGCCCCUUCCCAGGGCACUUGAUGGAUAUCAGCAGAACAGGGACCAUGUCCCAGAGCUACCAGUAUGAGGUGUGUCUAACCAGUGGUUCAGGGACCAGUGAGUUCAAGUUCCUGAAGCCCAUUCUACCCAGUGUCUCUCCUCAAGGUACUGGCAAGGACUCACAGGAAAAUCCUGUCCUUAGAAAUAGUUACAUGCUUACUUAAGUAUUAUAACUGAUCAACAGAAAUUUAAUAUUAUUAUUUUGUGAACCCUUUGCUAGCACUGUUUCAUGAAUCUUUCAUCCUUGCCUAGUAGGGGGAACUUUGAACCAGAUAGCAAAAGUCCUUUUAAUAUGGUGAAAAUUAUUGUUGGUCCUGAAAGUUUCUCAGUGUUCUUGGUUUUAGUAAAACAUUUGGCUAGCUGAUUAAUUGAUUAUGUAAUAUUCCACAUAGUCUGCACAAUAUUGUUAUUAUUUUAUAAUAUGCUCUAUCCAAAAGAGUAAAAUGAGAAGAUAGAUUGUUUCCUUUCAAAUUUCAAAGAUCAUAUAGUUUAGCUCUAAGGCUGAUAUCUCACAUCCAUUUAGAUGCUUUCUUUUUUAUUUAUCUUUGAGUUUAACUUCCACUGUCUAGGACUGUGUUUAUGAAGCUAGUUAUUAUGAGACUUUCUCCCCCAAUCUUGAGUAUGUUACCUAUAAUUUAAAUUACUACUACAAUUAAAUGUCAGAGAAAUUCCUGAGUAAUGGCCAAUAAAUACUAGACUUCCCGUAGAGGCAGAGUUAAACAAAAAUAGAUUUAUCUAUUACCAAAAUCAAUUUUACUUUUUCUUUUAACUAUUAAAUUAACAACAUCUUCAGGCUAGCUAAUUAACAGUAUUAGCAUAUCAUCUUGGAAAGAAUUAUAAGUAAAGUAUGGAACAAAGUUUAAAGAAAUGUAAAUAUCUCAUUAAGACCUGGUACUUUUCUCUUUAAUCCUUAAUGUUAACAGUAAUAACUGAUUAAUCUAUCCCUACUUUUUCCUUCCAGGCCUAAGUAAAAACCAACUUUAACUCAUGCUUAAACUCACCUUAUAUUCAGAAACUCAUUGGAAUACACACACACACACACACAUAUAUAUAUAACUUCCAGUAAAAUUUGGCUCUAACAUUUUAGUUUUCAGGUUAUAUCUGAAUAUUCCUUACAGUGGCUUUUAUCUAACCCUUCAAAAAUAGUUAUAAACUUAUUAAAAUAAAAUGUUUUGUUCUUGAUCCUUUCAAUUAAUUAUAUGGGCAUCCCAAAGAAUGUCUCUAGACCUCCUGGUGGGAAAACUUGGGUUUCUGGGUUUCUGCUCCAUGACUUGAACAUAGCAAAAUAAAGGAGAGACAUUAACACUAUUCCCUUGUUUAGAUACAGACAGGCUGAAUCAGUCAGUCAUGAGUUAUUGAUUUUUCUGAAGACCAGAUUAUGCUUCCCUCAAGUCUCUCCUCAACAGAUAGCUUGAGAAUACCAUAAAUUUGUUUUUGAUAGUUACAUAAUCUGGACUCAAACACUAUUGACUUUCAAAUGGCUAUGCCUAUUCUUUCUGAAUUCUUAUACUUCGAAAAAUUCAGUUAAACACAACAGACUACAGUUAUGUGACAGAGGUAUACCUUCAUUUCUCUGCAAUUGUUACUUUUUAAAGUCAUGGGUUAUAUGUGUUAGCAUUUUAUCAUCAUACAAAAUGGAGAAACCUGCUAUAACUGUUGGUUUACUUCCCCCUAUCCUCUAGAGUACUUUUUAUGAAUGGUAUUUGCUUCUAAAUUGUGUUAAAGCACUUUGUAUUUCUUUUUUUUAAAAUAUGAAAUACAAAAUCUUCAAAACACUUAAACAUAUCCAUAUGUUUAUCCAUAUGCAAAGAAGGUCAUAAAACUAAGGUUGCAUAUGUAACCAUUAAUCUAUUAUUGCUAUAUUGCUCUUCUUAUUUGUGUUUUCUCUUGAACUUCUUCAUACUCUCUCUUGUGUGUUUUUGGAUAUUUCACUGUUUUUCUUUUCUUUUCUUUUUUCAUUACUAUCACUAAUCCCCAUACCCCAAAUAAAAGCCCUCCUGUGAAUUACGUAGGCAUAGUCAAAUGAAACAAAUUUAUUGCUUUGAUCAUGUUUGGAACUAUAUAUCUCAUUCUGUCCCAAUAGUUCCAUAACCUAUUCAUCAAGAGGUGAGAAGAUUGCUUCAUCAUCUACCAUUGCAAUGGUUAGAGUUCUUAAACCUUUCAAAGUUGCUUUCAUUUAUAAUAUUGUGGUUAUUCUAUUUAUAGAAUAGAAUAUUCUUCUGCUCUGCUUACUUCAUCCUGCAUUAGUUCAUAUAAGUUUUCCUAUAUUUCUCUGGAAGAAAUCCAGAUUCCCUGGGAUGGCUUUUGUCAUUUCUUAUAGUGACAUAGUAUUUCAUCAUACUUAUGUACCAUAACUUGUUCAUCUACUCUUUGAUUAAUGGACCCUCAAUUUAUUUCAAAUUAUUUGAUAAAACAAAAAGGGCUGUUAUAAAUAAUUUUGUACUUAAGUUUUCCCACUGUUUUUAAUCCCUUUGAGGAUAUGCCUAGUGGUUGUGCUACUGUGUUAAAGUGCAUGAACAGUUUAGAAACUUUUUUGAUAUUGUUGCAAAUUGUUCUUCAGAAUGGGUAGACCAGUUCAAAGCUCAACCAGCAAUACAUUUGUGUGUAUGUCCUCCUGUAACUCCUGUAACAAUUGUAAUUUUAAUUUUUGUCAUCUUUGUUAUUCUGUUGGGCAUGAGGUAGAACCUCAGAGGUGUUUAAUUCAUCUUAUUAUGAGUGAUUAUGUGGUUAUUAAUACCUUGGAUUUCUUCCCUCAAUUGAGAGCUGCCUAUUCAUGUACAUUUUAUCUAUUAGGAAUGGCUCAUUAAUAAAUCUGUAUCAAUCCC
Messenger RNA from Vombatus ursinus (common wombat), 5131 nucleotides. Its product is annotated as protocadherin beta-15-like. The record is from RefSeq and is a predicted model, not a curated record. The coding region runs from base 101 to 2470 and encodes 789 amino acids. The transcript has a single exon. Gene Ontology annotation, cellular component: plasma membrane. NCBI's taxonomy places the organism in Eukaryota, Metazoa, Chordata, Mammalia, Diprotodontia, Vombatidae. Gene Ontology annotation, biological process: homophilic cell-cell adhesion. Gene Ontology annotation, molecular function: calcium ion binding.